AUGUACGACGGAGUGCUGAAGCUGUGCCUCCCCAGGGGCGUGAAGUUUGUCAGUUUUGAGGACGACCUGGUGCUCCUAGUGAUCGGCGAUUCACUAGAGGAAGUAGAACUACUCGCCACGGUGGCGAUAUCGGUUGUGGAAGACUGGAUGUGCGAGAAGAAUUUUGCGUUAGCUCACCACAAAAUCGACUUGGUUUUGAUAAACAACCGAAAGGCAGUGCAUCAGGCUAGAAUUUCGGUCGGAGAGUGUAUCAUCGACUCAAAACGGGAAGGAGUGAUAGACAAUCGGCUAAGUUUUGAUAGCCACAUCGACUACGCAUGCGGGAGGGCCGAAAAAGUAAUCUUGGCACUAUCUCGGAUCAUGCCCAACAAUUCAGCGAUCAGCAGCAAUAAAAAGCGACUACUGGUGAGCGUCUCCACAUCGGUGCUCAGAUACGCAGGACCUGAUCGAGAUCUGAUGAUCAGAUCUCGGCUGAACAGUACGUUAAGGCUGAUGGCUAUGCGGGCGUCUAGCGCGUAUCGAACUAUCUCGUCAGAGGCAGCUUAUGUGAUAGCUGGAACGAUUUCCGUGAAUCUUCUACUCGAAGAAGUUAACAAGUGUUAUAGGAAUCGCGGUACGAGAAGAGCCCGUAAACGAGCCCGAACUGAUACUUUAUUGUGCAGAUACGAACAAGGCCUGGAGGACUACGACGAGGCGGCAGAGCGGCUUGAACGAGAAAAGAAACGUCCCGGGUUUCAGCAACAGUACAACACGGUGGUGCAACCAUUCCUAACGCUGUUUAAUGUGGUAAGCAGCGCUUUAUCGUACGGAAGAUCGAUGGGAACGACGGGUUUUGGGUUGGAUAGAGCUAGCAUCCUAGGAACGAUUCGUGGGCUUAGCGAAGGAAGCAGCAUCGGUGCUGGCAAUGAUCAGACUGCGGACAUAAAUAGUGAAAAAUCAACAGGCAACGAUGGUGAUGCGGAUAAGCAAAGAGAAAACUCGACUGCCGUGGCAACCGUUGAAGGCAGAUACAUCAAGGGAGACCCGUUGAACGGAUACUAUGACUUUGUUAUCUCCGAGGGAUCGUACAAAUUCUGGGCUGUUUUCCAGGUUGCGACAGCUAUUCUGAUCAUCUACUCCACUUUCGCUGCGAUUUAUUACUCGAAAGUAAGUCCGCUGACAUCGGAUUACGACUAUAUCGACUACCUCAACGGCGGUAGAUCAUUCGCCGGCGCACGACCUAUGAGUGGAGCGAGUGAUCCGUGGGACCGGCUGCUCAGUAAACCAUGGUUCAACGUUGCCACCCGGUCGUUUGGCUUCGUGAUGGAUGCAAUUGAGAGAGUGCCGAAAUAAUUCUGCUAACUGGUGUUGAAAUGCUUGGAUAAUUUUUAUGAAACAUUUGACACCGACGAACCUACGAGCUUUUUGUUGAGGAGUUGGUUUUCGAAUGUUUCAUCUGAAUAUCAAAUCAUACUACUGCUAGGAAAAACUAAGCAAUCAAUUGUAGUUAAGUAGGUACAGCAUAGAACUAAGUAUGCAGUCUGUGAACUGUCGAAAGAGCACCAUAGCUCUUGAGGUGGAAUGCAUGUUGGACGUAGAUAGCUAAAAGCUUAUAGAACAAUACAAUGAAUAGUUUGAGUUAAUAUUUAAGCAGUUAUUAGGAUUUAUUCUUAAAUUUUAUUUAUGACAUCAUUGAGCAUAUGAAUCAAAUCCAUCAGCUAAUUAGCUCCAGGUUAUAGAGAUGAGAGAUGAAACUUGAAACAUCUCUCUACAUGGAUUUGAAUGUUUUGAAUCAACUUUUGCAGGAGCCGAUAUAUCAUAUAUUAAAUUACCUCACAUAUUGCUAAAAAGUUAGUAUAAAAAUGAUUACCAAAUACGUUAUGAAUAAUUUUAGCGAAAUUGUUCAAAUUGUUUAAUGCAAAUGCUGCGACAUAAUGCAAUUUAUGGCACAAAUCUUAAGAUAACUAUUUCGAUAAAUAUAUUCUGCAAAGAGUUAAGGAGCAAAUGUCCAACUGACCGACUUGUUAAGAGGAGGGGUGGGUGUAUUUCCGGUGAAGCUGAUUGUAUUCUCGGUGAAUUUUUGGCAAUAUAAUGCAACAUUUUCCUAUAUUUUCAGCGUAAAAAAUAUUGAAAAUAUUAAGAAAAUAUUGGUCAAUUGUUGCAUUAAUACAUACAUGGAAAUUAAAUGAACAUACUAACACACUCUGUACCGCCACAAAAAAUAAUGUAAAAAGAUGCUUUAUUAAUGAAUUAAUAUUAACACCCCACCCGCCUGCAGGCGGCCAUGGCCUCUAAAAAAAGAAAGUAAAUCAAGAGAGGCUCGCAUUUGCACACAGGACCAUUUGAAUAAUUUAGCUAGAACUCAGACUCAAUAUCUAUUUUUGGCCAUCUUGAAAUUCCAGGGCUAAAAUUUCGAUUUAUUAUUUCCUCGUAAUGAAAGAAGUAUUGUUGCUAUAUUGAGAAUAAUCGUCGUGACUAUUUCUUCGACCUCUCCGAUAUUCUCCGAAAUUAUCGAGAUCUCCAUCCUCGCACUGUAGAGCUGUUCUAUAGCGAAAUAUUAAAAAUGUAAAACGUGAUCAUUUAAGAUAAUUCCAGAAUUGCU
Molecule: messenger RNA, 2581 nt
Organism: Topomyia yanbarensis
Lineage: Eukaryota; Metazoa; Arthropoda; Insecta; Diptera; Culicidae
Exons: 4
Coding region: 1-1332 (443 amino acids)
Source: RefSeq, a predicted model, not a curated record